AUGGAGGCGAAAGCCAGGGACCAUGAGACCAAGAUUAGCAAAUCCUCUGGCAAGGAUGCAUUGCAGCACGCCAUCACCGCAGCCGAGCUGUAUAUGAAAGCUGUCAAGGAGGCUACAGACGCUUCUGACCGGGCCCGUCUCAAGGCAAAGUGCGAAGAGGUCAUUGCCCGAGCCGAAAAGCUGAAGUCACCACCGCCAAAGCCUCCCUCCACUCCCAGAGUAACCCGUGAGCUGCCCACAGGCGAGAAGGCGAUCUUGCUUCGUUCGUCGCGCCUGCACGGCAAUGUAUUCCCGCCGUGGGAGGCCGAGCCAGAGACCGACCAGUUUGCGACAUCUCCUGAGGAUGGGGCCCUUUUCGAAGAUGCCUCUUUGCUUUCCUUCUCGGGAAAGCAACUAGAGACUUUUGCUGGAUGGAAACGACCCAGCGAACUCUUCCCGGGCCCAUCACGGCCUGCCAACGAGAAUGCCUCACUGGUGGCAGCCGAUGGCGACUGUGACUUGGUACAGGAUAUCACGACAGAUUGUUCAGUGGUCGCAAGUCUGUGUGCUGUGAUGAAGCAUCUGAGGCCGAAGAGCACAUCACUCUCGCUCUUGUCCAACAUCAUGUUCCCCUUUGACCACAACAGUGAAACUCCGGCGAUAUCCCCCAAUGGCAAAUACAUAUUCCGUAUGCAUUUCAAUGGCUGCUUCCGUCGGGUUAUCAUCGAUGACCGACUCCCCUCCUCCAAGACCUCAAGAACCCUCUUUGUCGUGGAUAGACGCAAUCCACGACUCAUUUGGCCCGCGCUUUUAGAAAAGGCCUAUCUAAAGAUCAGGGGCGGGUACGACUUCCCAGGGAGCAACUCGGGCACCGAUCUCUGGGUCUUGACAGGCUGGAUACCCGAGCAGAUCUUCCUGCAGAGUGACGAUAUUGAGCUGGAUCAGACGUGGAACAGGAUAAAAAAGGCAUACGACUUCAACGAUGUCGUAGUCACGCUGGGGACUGGCAGGCUGUCGCCAGAGGAGGAAGAGACUCUUGGGCUCGCCGGCGAGCACGACUACGCCGUAUUGGACCUGGCCAUCGAAAACGGUGUCCGUCGCAUGCUCCUGAAGAAUCCUUGGUGUGAGGGCCUCACGUGGACGGGUGUGGGCUCGUCGUCCACCGUCCAAGUGCAGCAAAAGGCGUCGAGGCAACAAGACAAGCCUUCUAUUGCUCCCUCCGAGGAAGAGAUGACUGGCACCUUUUGGAUCUCCCUUGAGGACGUUGUACAGAAUUUCGAAUCGCUUUACCUCAACUGGAACCCUUCUCUCUUCACUCGCCGCCAAGAUCAUCACUUUGUCUGGGACAUCCCUCCCAAAUCUCUUGCCCUCUCCUUCGCCCGCAACCCGCAGUACUCGAUGCGUGCCUCUGCCGACGGACCGGUCUGGAUUCUGCUCUCGCGCCACUUCCAAGACGAGGAGCUUGCCAUCGCCCGCAACCGCUCCGCUACGCUCGCUGAAGUCUCCAACUCGCUGGGGUUCAUGUCUCUUUAUGUAUUCGACGCUGCUUCGGGUGGCCGCGUCCAGCUGUCGGACCGCCCACGCCGAGCCCUACACCACUCGCACUUUGUCGACAGCCCCCAGACCUUGCUGCGCAUCGAGGCUCGCAGGGACAAGGUCUACACCAUCGCAGCAGCGCAGUCGGGCCUGCCUCUGCCUAGAUACUCCUUCACCCUCUCUUUUUUCUCCCGCUGCGACCUCACUGUCGAAAAGGCCUGCGACGAGCUAGCGCACUACCAGGAGCACACAGGCUCCUGGACCCGCCGGACCGCAGGCGGUAACCCGGCCGUCGCCUCCUACCUGCACAACCCGCAGCUCGCCAUCACCCUGCCCCGCCCCUCCCGCGUGUCUCUCCUCCUCUGCACCGAUGCCGCCGACAUCCCAGUGCACGUCGACCUCGUCUGGGCCCAGGGCCAGCGCGUCACGGCCCUCGCGGCCCGCGACGUGGCCCUCAGCUCGGGCGAGUACCGCCGCGGGUGCUGCCUCGCCGAAACGCCUCAGUCGUCGUUGGUCUCCAUCCUAAACGCCGGCACCUACACCGCCGUCCUGUCCACCUUUGAGCCGGGCAUGCUGGCCGACUACACGCUGCGCAUCGGCUCCGACGAGCCCCUGACCGUGGCGCCCGUGCCCGCCGACGGAGCCGGCCGCCUCCGCGCGCAGCUCCCGCCCGUCGUGCUCCGCGGCGAGCGCCAGCACCAGCGGCGCCGCGCCCGCCUGUCCGUCACCCGCCUGACGCGCGUGAGCGUCGUCGCGCGCUCGGGCCUGCUCACCGCUACCGCCCCAGACGCCGUGGGCGCGGCUGCUCCGGCGUCGAGGCGGCCGUGGUCGUCGUCGUACACGGCCGGCCGUGGUCGCGGCGGCGCGCCCUGCGCGGUGCGCAUAUCGCUGGAGCGCGGGACCGGCCCGCACCGGCACGUGCUGGCCGCCAGCGGGGACGGCGAGAUGCGCGACGCCGCGAUGGGCCUGCGGGCGGGCGACGUCGACUUUGACGCCGCCAUGGGCGAUGGCAGCGGCGGCGGCGGUCUCUGGCUCGUGGUGGAGCAGAUGGGAGCGCACGCCGAGGGAUACGGUCUGCAGGUCGACGUGUUGAGCGACCAGCACGUGGAGGUUGGGCCGUGGGAGAGCUGGGAAGAGUGA
Molecule: messenger RNA, 2655 nt
Organism: Thyridium curvatum
Lineage: Eukaryota; Fungi; Ascomycota; Sordariomycetes; Thyridiales; Thyridiaceae
Exons: 3
Coding region: 1-2655 (884 amino acids)
Biological process (GO): proteolysis
Molecular function (GO): calcium-dependent cysteine-type endopeptidase activity
Source: RefSeq, a predicted model, not a curated record